Messenger RNA from Ochotona curzoniae (black-lipped pika), 2312 nucleotides. RefSeq names its product SHC adaptor protein 4 (gene SHC4). The transcript has 12 exons. Lineage: Eukaryota; Metazoa; Chordata; Mammalia; Lagomorpha; Ochotonidae. Bases 1 to 1893 code for a protein of 630 amino acids. Gene Ontology annotation, molecular function: receptor tyrosine kinase binding. The record is from RefSeq and is a predicted model, not a curated record. Gene Ontology annotation, biological process: intracellular signal transduction; cell surface receptor protein tyrosine kinase signaling pathway. Gene Ontology annotation, cellular component: plasma membrane.
AUGCGAGAACGCGUCCAGGACUGGCCGGCAGGACUCGUGCUGUAUGUAGGACCCUUUGGGCACCCCGGCAUGCUGCACAGGGCCAAGUACAGCCGCUUUCGGAACGAGUCCAUCACGUCUUUGGACGAAGGUGGUCCCGGAGGCUCGGCAGGGAACAAAGGCUCACCGCAGCCUCCCUAUUCAGCCCUGGCACCCCACCUGCCCGCGGAAGAUGCUACCCUGCCGGCCCAGGAGAGCCCCACCCCGUUGUGCACCUUGAUCCCUCGCAUGGCAAGCAUGAAGCUGGCCAACCCAGCCACUUUGCUGAGUCUGAAAAACUUUUGCUUGGGUACCAAAGAGGUGCCCCGGCUGAAGCUCCAGGAAAGCCAGGACCCGGCUCCCAGCAACCCUGCUUCCCCCAGCACCGGUCUAAGCCGGGCCGGCUCUGCACUGCCAGCACAGACUGACCCGGUGGUGCCCAGGGCGGCAGCCUUAACUCCGGCGGCUUGCCCGUUCCCUGGCCCUGGAGAGCCAGUCUCCAGGGCCCGGCAGGACAAACAGCACUUGCAGCACCUGUUGGGGACCGGCCUGAACUACUCUGUGAGGUACAUGGGCUGUAUUGAAGUGCUGCAAUCAAUGAGGUCACUGGAUUUUGGAAUGAGAACUCAAGUUACAAGGGAAGCAAUAAGCCGCCUGUGUGAAGCUGUGCCUGGGGCAAACGGAGCCAUUAAAAAGCGAAAGCCCCCAGUUAAGUUCCUGUCAACAGUCCUUGGCAAAAGUAAUCUUCAGUUUUCGGGAACAAAUGUAAAACUGACCAUCUCAACAUGCAGCCUCACAUUGAUGAAUCUUGACAAUCAACAGAUUAUUGCAAAUCACCAUAUGCAGUCUAUUUCCUUUGCUUCUGGAGGGGAUCCUGAUACCACAGACUAUGUUGCCUACGUAGCUAAAGAUCCAGUUAAUCAACGAGCCUGCCAUAUCCUGGAAUGCCGCAACGGAAUAGCCCAAGUCGUCAUAAGUACCAUAGGGCAGGCUUUUGAACUCCGGUUUAAACAGUACUUGAAAAAUCCUUCUUUGAAUACUUCUUGUGAAAGUGAGGAAGUGCACAUGGAUGGCCCUGCUGAGGAGAGGGAGGACCCCGAGUAUUACAAUGAGAUCCCAGGGAAGCAGCCUCCUGCCGGUGGCAUCUCAGAUGUGCGAGCCCGAGUUCCAGCUACAGAACAAAUGGCUUUCUGUCCCAUACGGUGCGAAAAGUUGUGCUAUUUGCCUGGAAACUCCAAGUGCAGCAGUGUCUACGAGAAUUGUUUAGAACCAAGCAGGUCAAUAGGCGAUGGCCAUGACAGAGGAGUGCAGUUCCUACGAGAGGCCUCAUUCAUGAAGCACACGUGUCGAGUGGAUCUCUUCGAUGACCCUUGCUACAUUAAUACACAGGCCCUUCAUGGUGCGCUCGGCUCUGCCAGAGAGCAGAGCUCAAGUCAAGCACUGGGGAGCUCGUGGCUUCCUGGAAAGACACCAGAAACCGUUCAGCCAGGUGCCACAGCCCAGCCUGCCAGCGAACAUUCUCUGCCACAUAUCAGGCAACAGCUGUGGAAUGAAGAGUGCUACCACGGCAAGCUGAGCAGGAAGGCAGCCGAGAGCCUGCUGGUGAAGGACGGGGACUUUUUGGUUCGAGAGAGCGCAACAUCCCCUGGCCAGUAUGUACUGAGCGGACUCCAGGGAGGCCAGGCCAAACAUCUUCUCCUGGUGGAUCCCGAAGGCAAGGUGAGGACCAAAGAUCAUGUGUUUGACAAUGUUGGCCACCUUAUCAGAUACCAUAUGGAUAACAGUUUGCCAAUCAUCUCUUCUGGAAGCGAAGUAAGCCUUAAGCAACCUGUGAGAAAAGACAAUACUUCAGCACUUUUGCACUUGAAGAAAUGACACUUUUGAAGUAAUCACCACCCUGAUCUUUCAAGAAAUUCCAUUUUGUGUUAGGACACAAAGGGAGUUCAGACUUGCUUUCUAGAAAAAUAGGGCACACACUGCAAAGUGCGUCUCUCUGAGACCAUCACAGAUCAGAUCCUUUAUAAACAACUAACAAAACUGAUCUUCAGGAAAGAGGAAGAGGAUCAACCCAUGUGAAAAGAAGCUAUACGUAUGCACAGAUGUCACUUUUUAAAAGUCAUAAUGCAUUAAUAACAAGCUAAAAGCACAAUUGUUACACCUGCUAGAAACAACUUGAACUGCUGGGGCAGUAGUACGUGCCUUUCAACUUGAUAACUUAGGGACGUUUUCAUAUUGGGGAUUGUAGUUUUAAGUGUCUUCAUGUUCUAUCACUACAGAAAUAUUUGCCAAAAAAA